UGUCCUUACUUGGUACAGCUGUCUACUAAUUUGCUAUGGCAAUCGGUGCUUCGCCUUUCUGGGGCAAAUGAGAAUUUCUUUCUUUUCCUUUUCAUUUUGUUCUAUAUGUUGCAAAACAACAGAAAGAGCAACAGCUGGUCCCCUUCGGAGCGGUGUCACCAGCUCGAUCUAAUUAUCCUGCUGAGCAGGUUGGUAAACCCUAAACUGAGCAAAACAAGGGAAAAGAAACGGAAUAGCAACAUCGUAUAUCAUGUAGAUAUAUAUACUAUAGAAUUGUUAUUCGAGUAACGCACGCACUCAUACAAUCUGUUUUCACUGAUGUGUAUAUAUGGCUGCUUUAAUAUGUUUUCUUCAAGUGCUACUGAUUCAGCGGACUUCCAUGCUCGUUCUAAGUCACCUGAAAAAUGUACAUGCUGUCAACGUGGCACUUACGCAGAACAGAAGCGACGACCGGUCAAAAUGUCGGGGCCUGCGGAGGACAAGCGGCAGUCCGCGGAGAUGAUGUUCGACGCCGAGGAAGUGUCAGCCUACUACGAAUCUUUCAUGCACCACAACCGCGAGGCCAUGAAGGUGUUUCUGGAGCGAUACAAGGAUUCUUUCUUUGCGGUCGAGAACGGUGUCCAGUGUGCGGAUCGCCAGUGGUUGGACGUCGGCUGUGGUCCAGGAAAGUUCACUAAGAACUAUUUGCUCCCGCACGCACCUUCGUCCUUGCGAAGACUAGUGGCGGCCGAUUUCUCACAGGCCAUGCUGGAUCACGCCGCAAGAAACCAUGCACAUCCGAAGAUAGCGUACCGCCUUCUCGACAUCGCAAACGACAAAGCCGUGUCGGCGUUUGCCGCGCGCGAAGGUCUUUUCGAGCGCGUAUGCUGCUUCCUAACGCUGCAUUGGAUCAGCGACAAAGCGGCCGCUCUCAGGAACCUGGAGUAUCUCACAGCCCCCGGGGGAGAGUGCUUGGUGGUGUUCAACCCGCGUGUUGCACCACAACAGGUGUUACGUGCCAUGAUUGCGUCCGGCAAGUGGAAAAGGCACGAACACGUUCUCAAAUAUGCUCUCCCGGAGUCCUGGGAGUUUUACGACGUUGACACCAUGGUGUCAAAGCUCGAAGGACUAGUCGCAUCAACAAGCCUGGUGGCCCUGUCGUGUGAAGUUGUGCCUCUGCAGGUCGGGAGCCCCGAAAUCGACCUAGAAGUGCGCGCUCUGUGUGCCGCUAUACCGAUUUAUCCGCACAUGAAAAAGGAAGGCCAGGUUGAAGUGGAAGAGUUUGUCAGAAACUUGGCUCUCCAAGACGGCUGCGUGAACUUCUCGGUUACGGGCAUAACGCAUCAACUUAGGUGCGUCAUUCACGCCCGCAAACCAGUAUUAUCGAGUUAAGAAGAGCCAGUUAGGCCUGGCACAAGACUUCUGUGCGGCGUCUGCAACAUCCACCGCGGUUAACAAGACCAAGAGUUGAAAUAAACUUAAAAGUCUAGAAGCUCA
Messenger RNA from Dermacentor andersoni, 1476 nucleotides. RefSeq names its product juvenile hormone acid O-methyltransferase-like. The record is from RefSeq and is a predicted model, not a curated record. Lineage: Eukaryota; Metazoa; Arthropoda; Arachnida; Ixodida; Ixodidae. Gene Ontology annotation, molecular function: polyprenyldihydroxybenzoate methyltransferase activity. Gene Ontology annotation, biological process: ubiquinone biosynthetic process.